CGCCUCUAGCGGCGGGCGGCGGCAUUACAGGUGAGAGGAGAAGGUGGUGCUGGAGUCUGGAGGCGGCGCUGCCCUCAGUGUCUUGUCGACGGCCUUAUAGUGUGCAGGUUACCCACUCUUCACUACAGUUAUGAUGCGGUUACUCAUCGUGUGUCUGGCAGCUGCGUCAGCUGCAGCGUUCGAGCUCCUUGGAAAACGCGAUCUGUGUGAUAGCGUGGAAUGCAGAGCGGGACGAGAGUGUGUGGUGAGUCAAGGUGCUGCCCACUGUCAGUGCAUUGAAUUGUGUCCUGACCGCUUUGCCCCAGUGUGUGGCUCUGAUGGCGUCUCCUAUGACAACCACUGUCUCCUCCAUCGUCACGCCUGUUUAUCAGGGGAGCACAUCAAAGUUAUUCACAAAGGUCUGUGCAAGAAGAAUAAGCAAGUAAAAAAGAAGCCAGAGAAGAAAGAGGAACCAGCCGUGUGCUAUAGUAGCCAGCGUGAUGCUCUUCUGGUGGUGGUGAGGAAGCACUGGCAGGACACCUUGUCUAACCAGCCAUGGCAUGUCUCCGACAUGACGUACAGAGAGUCACUGUGGGGUCGCUUCUUCACAUGUGAUGCCGAUAAAGACAAUUAUGUUAACUCUGAUGAAUUGCUGAAUUGCACCUCUGGUUCGUUCUUCUUAGCCCGUCCUGAACAGGAAAAUGAACUGACAAGGGCACUGUGUAUAGAUGCUAUUGUAGAUGUAGCAGACAGCAAUCGUGACUGGAGGCUAGAUUUUGAGGAGUUCACAAGAAUGCUGUCCCCAGACUUCCGGCCUGCUCAUAAAUUAUGCUCGCUAGAUGGAAAGAAAUACGACGAUGGAGAAGACGUGCAUGUUGACGGAAAUCACUGCGUGUGUGCAGUUGGGAGCUGGGUCUGCACGUCUCCAGAUACAUCAAAGGACAAGAACAGUGAAUUUGGUGGCAAGGAUUUUGACACGGAGAACUACAAUGAUUUGGACGAAGAUGAUUAUGAUGGAUCUCUUGAAAAUGCUGAAGAAUAUCUGAUUGAUGAGGAGGAAGAUGAAGAAUACCUAGAAGAGCUUUUUGACGAGCUACUUGAUAAACUAAGGAAGCAUCGCAAGCAGGAGCAGGAACACCACAAUCGGUUAUAGACUAGAUGGCCAAAGGGUAGAAAGUUUAAUGGGGGAAUGAAAAAUAUUGUAUGUUAGAGUAAUGAAUUGUAUUUGUAAGUAAUAAAAUUUGGAAGAGGCAUAGUUAUUAGUCAUGCUUUUUGGGUUAUCUAACAGGCAGGUUAAAUGUACUGAAAUAUAAAAAUGAAUGUGUUGUGGAUGUGAAGCAUUUAGAUUGAAAAAAAGGUACGUAGUAGAAAGGUGAAAAUGUUCGUGAUAGGGUUUUUGUUGUUGGAAAGAAAGUGUUUAGUGUUAAGGGUAGUGUGUCUUCCCCUUCCCCCCUGUGGCCUUCCUCCUACCACUAACGGGUAGGGCUGGGGGGGGGGGAUGUGUUAUUGGCCAGACACAUUUAAGUCAUGGUCACAAUUAUGAAAAUAAUGCUGGCAUACUGGUUGUCCAAACUGCAUUGCAAGAUGUGACAUGACUUAGAGGCAUGAUAUACCUCCAUCCUAAAGAUGUAAAAGCCAUAGAAAUUGUGGGAACAAAGGUACUACAGCCAAUUAAUAAUCCUUACCCUAGUAGGCAGUCAAAAUAUGCCGCUGCAACUCUUGCACAUCUUACAUGUCGUAACUGUCAGGUCUGCAUUAAUGUGGCAGAAUGUGUAUGCUGUGGUACCUUCCCAUCCCCACACUUUCUAUGGCCUUUACAUCUUUAGGAUGGAGGUAUAUCAUGCUUCUAAACAUUCCCCAACCCCACAGGGUAUCUUGUCAAAGAUAAAAUAUUUUGUUAGGGGUAUCAAUAAAUAUUGUCUAUUUGCCCAUAUAUCUCGAGUCUCUUGGAAUCUCCAUGUAAUUCAAUUUCUAUACUUCAUCCCACCUAUAUAGUCCAUAUCUGGCCUUGUCAUAUCACAAUUAGGUAUGUAGUAGUCAUUCUUUAGGGACGCGAGUCUCAUUUUACUCAGUGUCACCCACUUCCUGUAUUUUAUCCGAACCAUGGGGAAAUGAUCGAGGUCCUGUGUGGGCCCAUCGUUCCCUCCUUGGAGAGGCAACUACUGUGUUUUGCCCUUCCCAUUGCGGGAAAGUCCAUAUUAUUUAAAACAAAUGUAACAGCCAUACAAUGCUGUUAUUUUGCAUUUGUUAAAAUACAAUAAAUAUUCAUAAACAUGAUUACACAGAAUGGGAAUAUACUGCUAUGGCUAGCAUCUUGUCACAAACAUUAUCUACCUAGCUAAAACUAAUCAUUGGCCAUACAUAGCCUUCCCGGUUUGGUGCCUUCUUUUGAAUAUUACUUACUUAAUCAUUGGCCACAGGACUGAAAACUAAAUAAAUUAUUUCUACUUUAUUAAAUAUAUAUAGUAAAUAAUGAUCUGACAUCAAA
Molecule: messenger RNA, 2467 nt
Organism: Procambarus clarkii (red swamp crayfish)
Lineage: Eukaryota; Metazoa; Arthropoda; Malacostraca; Decapoda; Cambaridae
Product: follistatin-related protein 1
Biological process (GO): multicellular organism development; cell differentiation; regulation of BMP signaling pathway
Molecular function (GO): calcium ion binding; protein binding
Source: RefSeq, a predicted model, not a curated record